AUGGCAGUGCUCUCAACCCUUGUGUCACCUUCGAAUUUUGGCACUCAGUCGACGACCUACAUCGCCAUCACUGCAGCCGUACUACUUUUUGUCUACCGGAUAUUCAAAUACCUGACACAGACUCACGCCGACAUACCCUUGGUCUUUCCAGAGCUCGAUGCAAAGGCGAGAGCGCAGAAAUGGUUCUCCGAAUGCGACAAGGUGGUGCAGGCUGGUCACCGACUGUUCCAAGAGAAACAGAUCUCGAUGUUCCGUGCCACUGUUGAAGACGGAACAGAAACAGUCGUUGUCUCCGACCGCUACAUCAAUGAGCUUAAAGCGCUUCCCGACAGCGUUCUCAGUGUGACGGUCGGUGUGAAUGAAGACAUGCUGUCCCAAUAUUCCCAUAUCAAAGUUGUCGAUCCUAUUGGACAACACGCAAUCCGGUCAGACCUUACACCUAGACUGCCGCUUCUCAUGCCCGCCAUUGCCGAGGAAGCAGUGGUGGCUUUGGACAACUUCUUUCCCAAAGACGCGGACGACUGGGUUUCUAUCUCUGUUUUCCAGGUUGUACUCAAUUCUGUAGCUCAAGUCUCAGCCCGUCUAUUUGUAGGGACAAGACUUUGUCGCGACCCUCGUUGGCUUCAGUGCUCACAAACCGCGGCUAUCAGCGCAUUUGCAACAGUAUCUGCGAUGAAGCGGUGGUCAGCAUGGCUACGUCCACUCGCUCAGUACCUGGAACCUGAAAAGCGAGCGUUGGAAGCGGCUCGGACAGAAGCCAUCGCUAUACUCAAAGAGGACGCAGAGGCCAGUCAAAGCAUGGAUAUCAAAGACGAAGACAAAGACUACUUGUCCUACUGGGUUUCAAAUAGGCACCCCAAAUAUGCCACAGAUUUUGGAGCCCAAGCUCUCCUCCAACUCGAACUGUCGAUAGCCGCGAUUCACACGACAACGAUGGCCGUUACCCAUAUGGUCUACGAUCUGGCUACAUAUCCCGAAUACGUCAGAGUACUGAGAGAUGAGAUCAAGGCAGCGUUGGCCGCGAGUGGAGGUGUUUACAACAGGGACUGUAUCGCAAAGAUGGUCAAGACUGAGAGUUUCAUGAAGGAGUCACAACGGCUUCAUCCGCCCAGCUUUGCGACUUUCAAGCGCAAAGUUAUGAAAAGUUUCACUCUGUCGGAUGGCACUACUUUCCCCAAAGGCAUUUCCAUCCAGAUCGACGCCUCAGCACGCUAUCGCGACCCUCAGAAUUGGGAAAAUCCCGAUCAAUUUGACGGAUCUCGCUUCAUUAGACUGGCUGAGAAUGAUCCCAAUAAGGCCCGUCAUCAGUUUGUUUCUUCAAACGCGGACUAUGUCUUCUGGGGCCAGGGCAGACACGCAUGCCCAGGACGCUUUUUCGCUGCAAACGAGAUCAAAACACUCCUUGCAAUGAUUGUAUUGAAGUACGACCUUUCACUUGAGCCUGGUGCAGAACGCCCAGCUGAUAUCCAUGUCGGUUCAUUUAUCAAUCCGAAUCCUACAGGCACAAUUCGUGUGAAGAGAGUAUAG
This is a messenger RNA of Boeremia exigua, 1527 nucleotides long. RefSeq names its product cytochrome P450. Lineage: Eukaryota; Fungi; Ascomycota; Dothideomycetes; Pleosporales; Didymellaceae. The transcript has 3 exons. Bases 1 to 1527 code for a protein of 508 amino acids. Gene Ontology annotation, molecular function: monooxygenase activity; iron ion binding; heme binding. The record is from RefSeq and is a predicted model, not a curated record.